CUCAACGAGAUUUUGCUUUUUGCUCCUUGUUUUUGCUGGUCUUGUUGGAAAGUCCAUAGAGUAAUAUAUAUCGGAAAAAUAUGGGAGUAUUAUGGAGCGCGUCCACGAGCGCGACGGCCCGUCUGACUGCCUCCAUGGGUUGAAGAACACGUCGUCGACGUCGUCGACAUAACGCAAAGUGGACACGCGCUGCCAACACAUAAGCGAAAUGAUUGACGGUCUGGAGAACAAUCCAGUCCAACAUGUCACCAACUCAUCAGACCAUCCCGAGACCAACAUUGGCACAUUCACAACUCACCAGAUUGGGAACUUGGACCUGACCCUCCACUCACAUUCAUUAAAGGCUGGCAGCCUUUUAUGCAUACCAGAAGAGGCCUCCUUGGAAAACUACAUGAGAGUUUACAAGGAGCAAGUUAACAAGCAACUUACUACUGUUGCCUCUGCGAAGGACGAUGUUGAAGCACUAAAGGAGACAAACAUGGUCCUUACGGGUUUAACGAAGCAGCUGCUUGAGCAGAAUGAUGUUCUAGUUUCCAGUCUUGUGGACGUGGCAAGAGAAGGAGAAUGUCGAGCUGUUCAAAUGCAGAAGCGACUACGUGAAAGUGCACAGGCUACGAAGGUAUCCUCCUCUGGUUCUGCACCUUUGCCAGUAACAGCAUCCCAGGAAACUGGAAACAUUCCGUUUUUUUUCCACGCUUUUCAGGAUGUUGUGCUGACAAUGAGUGACUGGGGUGAAGAAAUUAGAGACCUUAUCAUCAGGAAAUGCCAAGCAGAAAACUUGAUCCAUGAAGCUGAAACCAGUCUAUCGGCACUCAGAAAUGAAAAUCACUCUCUUAAGGAAUACAAUGAAAACUUGUGGCAUGAUAUUCAGUCACUACUAAACAUAAUCAAGGAAGCACGAAGCUCUGGGCACUGGGAGAUGGGAUUGGUCACAUUCUGCGAAAUUUCUCCGGAAGACGUGUUUGGACCUAUUUGCAGACUGUCUGCCAAACACCAUCCAGAUCCGUUUUUAAGGCAUGAUAAUAACAGUACUGAUGAUCUCGUCUUAUUGGAACAGCCUUUGGCAGAGGAAUCUGUGCUUUACAAACCUGACCAUGUUGGCUCGAUGAGUGAGCCUCAAUCUCCCAGGUGCUCUUCAGACGACAAUGAGCAAGGUAUUUUGAAUGGAAAUGCACCCUCUAGCAUGGCUGAAUCUUUGAAGGAACAUUCUUCAGCUCACAAUGAGGCCCCUUGUUUGUCAGAAUGCCAUGACCUACUAACUCCUGCAGUGGACACCACUAAGAUUCUGUGUAAUGGAUUCACUAAGAGUAAUGAGGAGUCCAUGGAGGGCCACUCUGGGGGAAGUGUGGUCCUAGAACAGGAGCAGAGCCAGUGUACAGGCCUUAAAAGAGAGUACCGGUCAGUUUGUCAAGAUGGGCUGUUGAAGGGCCGUCCACCUAGCCGAGCCAGAUCAUUGUUGAAUGGUCUUCAAGGAAGUUCGCCAGAAGAGCCCUAUGACACCCCAUGUGGCCCAUAUUCGCCUGCAGACUGUAAACGUGUCCUCUUUCCAUCAUCUCCACCUGCGAAAGGUUCGGACUGCUUUCCCGUGGCAGAACCUUCCAAAGUAAACUGUGCUGCACAGACUGAAGAGAAAGAAACUUCGUCAGUCGUCAUGGGCACCCAGACUGAUUUUCUGUCAGAGACGUGCCUUCCAAGUGGUAACGAAGUCAGAGGUCAGGAGCUGGGAUCCCUGCGGGAACGGUUAAAUCUGGCCCUACAAGACGAGUACCGGUCAGUUUGUCAAGAUGGGCUGUUGAAGGGCCGUCCACCUAGCCGAGCCAGAUCAUUGUUGAAUGGUCUUCAAGGAAGUUCGCCAGAAGAGCCCUAUGACACCCCAUGUGGCCCAUAUUCGCCUGCAGACUGUAAACGUGUCCUCUUUCCAUCAUCUCCACCUGCGAAAGGUUCGGACUGCUUUCCCGUGGCAGAACCUUCCAAAGUAAACUGUGCUGCACAGACUGAAGAGAAAGAAACUUCGUCAGUCGUCAUGGGCACCCAGACUGAUUUUCUGUCAGAGACGUGCCUUCCAAGUGGUAAUGAAGUCAGAGAUCAGGAGCUGGGAUCCCUGCGGGAACGGUUAAAUCUGGCCCUACAAGACGCACAGUCAAAAACUCUUCUGGCAAUGCAACUUCAGGCACACCUAGACGCAUCUGCUAUGCAGGUGGAACUCAGAGACCAAGCACUUCAAAACUUGGAGAAGAAGCUUACAAUGUCACGAGAAAAUUGCGACCACUUAAAGAAAGACAUGAUCUCCGUUCGGUUCGAGCUAGAAGAAGCCCAACAGGCCAUUGAAAAAGAGCGUACACUACGUGCCCAAUCCGUAGCCGAGGCAGAACAGCUUACCUUGACAGUGCAACAUCUGCGGGAAGCAUUGGUCAGCUCUAAGAGAGCCAUGGAGGAAGCAAGGCGAUCAUCGAAGGACGACACCGUAACUCACAACAACCUAUCAAGAGUCCAUGACAUCUGAACCAAAGCUCACUAGCAUCUUUGGAAAGCAAUGCAUCUGUUGUUGGCUCUUGCUAGGAAGCACUGUCCUUGGGUGGUCCUGGAGAAAUGAUUGGGGGCUGUCUACUAGUUGCAGGAUGUUGUGCUUUAGAAUACAUACUGUCUCAGUGGUAGUGGUGGUCGAAUGGUGCUAACUUCUUGCUGUUCACUUUUGUGUGUGUACAUUUUGGGCAUGAGAGUGUGUUAGUAUGUGUGUAAUUUUGCAUUCCAUUGGCAAUGCUUUAAGCUUUGUCUUAUUUUUUUUAGCUCAGUUGCCAAGCAUAAGGCUUUUUAUACUGUGAUUAUUUUUUGCUUCUUUGGUAUAUUUUGAGCAUAUUUCAGUCCUUUGCCAGGCAUGGGUGUGCUCCAAGAAAUGGCUUGAGGAGAGUUGAGAAGUCUAAGAGGAGAAGUUCCGUGAUCUCACUUCAUGAGUUAUGGGCAUAGCAUUAUCCAUGCAGAACAUUUCUUUCUUAACACGGAAAUUCUGUUGAGAGUUUACAGAGUAGAACCUUAGACAAGGAAGAACAACAAAAUGCACCAUAUUCUAAACUAACUCGGUUUACUGACAUUUCUACUAUUCCAGUGUUAACAAAUGUGCCUUUCUUCAUGCCAUCCCUGUGCUCACUGGGAGGUGCAAAUAUUAACAAUUGCUAGUACGAGCAGACAAUUAGGGACAUUAAAUUCGUAUUCAAACCUUUUAUAUUUGUGAGUCUUAAAUUUUGCCUCGGCCAUUAGUGACAAGCUGUUCAUUUUUCGUCCAUGUAUCAUUAUGACUUGGUCUGAUCUUCUUGCUACUUUUAGCUGUUUUUUGACGUUUCUCAAAUCCUGAAAGUUUGAUUUAGUAUUUGAAGCUAGUAAUCAUGAUGUUUAAAACCCUGAGACAGGGAAGGAAACUUGAAGAUGUAUUAGAAGAAACAGAAGAAAGGCGACAGACAAGCAUCUCAAACUUGGCUAACAAAAUGUAUUUCAUACAACGCUUUUGUACCCUUCUCCCAAAGUUCUCCACAUCAAAAAAAAAAAUCACACACACUUUGUUUUAAGGAAACUUAAUUCUAAGUCAGUUUGCUCCAAACACAAAGGCAUGAGCCAAGCAGUAGGGCCAGGCAGGAACCCCGAGAUACAGCCCACCUAAAAACAAGAGCAAAUCGGGUGAAAUAAUGGAUUGGGCUUGCUUUCAGAGUAUAGUCAAGAAAAGUUGAAAAAAUGCUAUUUUUAGGUAAUGUGUUUUAGGCCAAGCUUGUUAGCGUGGCAAGAGGCAACGGAACAAACGUGACUACUUCCUAGUCCGCAAUGUUCGCUUAUGUCCCACGAUAGCUAACUAGCAGCAUUUACGCCGAGGCCACCAUUGAUCCCAACAUUACUAUUACUAGGGGUGGACUAUCUUUUGGUGUUUAAAAAAAAUACAGCAAAUCAAGCCAAAAUAGGGUUGGGCUAUCUUUCGGGGGUGGGGCAUCUCUCGGGAUUUUACGGUAAGUCCUUUGACACACAGAUACAAAAAGGAAUAGAGAACAAUGACAGUUGAGAUCGCAGAGCUUCCUGCAUACAAACAGUGCAAACAAAUAUAUAUAUCACCUAACUGUAUUUUUUUUUUUUUCCACUGUCCAUAUGCAGGAAGCUCUGCGAUGUUAACUGACGCUGCUCUUCUAUUCUUUUUUGUAUCUGUGUGUCAAAGGACUUAGGUUGGUUUUCACUGUUUCGCUCUGGGUGGCCUACUGUUUGGUUCAUGCCUUUGUGUGUUCGGAACGAACUGACUUAGAAUUGAGUCACCUUGAAAGCAAAGUGCUCUGUGUGUGUGUGUGUGUUUUUUUUUUUUUUGUUUCUUUUAAUGUUGUGGACGACUUAGGGAGAAGGGUAUAAAAGCGUUAUAUGAAAUACAUUUUGUUAGCUGAGUUUGAGACGCUUGUCUGUCACCUUUCUUCUGUUUCUUCUAAUAUAUCUUGAAGUUUCCUUCCCAAACUCAGGGUUUCAACAUCAUGAUUAAUACGCACCAGCUCGCCUGCACGUUAGCCACUUUUUUUCACUUGAAGCUAGUCUUUGACUAGGUGAAUUCAAUUCAGUUUUGUAAAUUUUACUACUCAUCCACCCCUCCAAUCUAUUUUUAACUUUGAACCCAAGGCAGGUUCAAGUUUUAUGUAGCAUUCAUCAUUUUAAAAAAUUGUUACUUUCAUGCAAGAAAGCAAGUCGUUAACAAACAAUAAAAAUGAUUGGGAUGUAACAUCCUCUCAGAGAGAGAAGAGGUCUACAUAGUUCACAACUGUGCCUGGUUAUAUGUGGGCCGUAGAUUUUCCCGCAUAUAAGGAAACUUGACGGAUGUUUUUCGGUGUUGAUUUUUUUUGCAAAUAUCUGUGUAUUUCAGCUAUUUGUUUUUGGGCGGAUGCUAAAACCUGUGAUUAUCGGUGAAAAAAUCUCAUGAAAAACUAACAGCUUAUGUCUAAGAGGCGAGGGUUUUAACGAAAACCGGCCUAGCUGGAGCGAAAAUUUUCUGAAAUUGGUAUUUUCUAGUUUUAUCUGAGUUUGUAUUUUUGACACCAUAGUUGUUUACCGGUGUGUGUGUGUGUGUUUUUUUUACCGAUUUUGUAUUUUUGACGUUGUCGGAUAUUUACCUGUGUUUUUCAGUUAAAACUUGAAAGUCUUGGCCUCGUUAUAGAUUGUUGGCAUUUGUCUCUAUUAUGUACCUUGCAAGAUAACACUUAUUUGUCUAAGUGUACUACAUGUACUAUGGCACCUAUUCUGUAUUGGCCAUUUUCUGGCCAAUACAGAAUAGGUUGACAGCACCUGACUAACAGGAAAGGAUUUUAUUUUAAAGGGCUCGUAAUUUUGUUUGUGCCUUCAUUUGUGACUGCGAGUAAGGGAAUUUUGGAGCAAGUCCAAUGCUUUUUAUUUAGAAGGGUUUUAUUUUUGGCAUGGUCUGCAGUUCAUCCUGUUGUUUGUUAGUUUUAGGUAUAGAAUUUUGGUACACUUUGCCUCUUAUUAUUGUCUCAUGAGGAAACUGACAAUAUUUCUAAAGAACAGAAUUAUUUAAUUUAUCGCAUAUCUUGCCCCAUUUGGUUUUGUGUUGGCUUUUUUUUUUUUUUUUUUUUUUGUCAAAAGUCGUUGCAAAAAGCUAAAAUCUGGUAACAUUUCUUUUUUUAAUUUUAAUUUCAGUUUUUUGGUAAAUACUACCAUGUACAGUGUGUAUAUUGUACCAAAAUGAUCUGGUGGGCAAGUUGGUUAUACAUAAUAAACACUGAACCACCAAGGACGAGUGAAAUACGUAGACAGGACAAGUGCUAGUACACCGUUUAUCGAUAGGAUUGAGUCACAUAGCAAAGCAGGGAUUCUGAAACUUUGAUUUCAAAUAUCACCUACCCUUCUUGAUUGAUAGCUGAGGAACUCUGCCGGUCUUGGCAUUGAUGCAGUGGAAAUUAGGAAAAUAAAUAAAUAAAUAAGCUAUGGGGAACCCCUGUGCUCCUUGGAACCUUGUUAGAGAAUUCAUGCUACAAAAGCCUAUCAUCAUCAUCAGCAAAUAGAAAAAAUAUGGGUAAAGUACUAUUCGCAAAUACUUCACACUAGAAGGAUGAUUAACGGUUGAUAGUGGAGCUUGUUGGUACAUACUUGUAUAUAUAUUUGACAGCUUGAAGCUAGCAUACGUUCACGGGAUUACGCACAAAUUGAAAAAGAUCGCCGCGAGGAAUGAGAUCCAAGUAGUAUGCUCCGCGCCUAACAAAGCGUACUCCAUGUGCAGACGAGUUAACAACAAAACAGGCAAAGAAAAAAACGUGCGACAUUGCCCACAGAACACAAUAUGUACCAUGCAUGACAGGAGUGGUUUACAACAUUCCCCUUUCAUGCGGGAAGUGCUACAUCGGCCAGACGGGCCGAUGCAUUAACGACAGAGCCCGCGAGCACGCAGCAUCCCUUAAAGGAACGUCGGCAGGGCAUCUUGCAGCUCAUUGCAGGACUUGCCGCUGCAGUGCAGCGUUCAAGGACAUAACCAUCCUAGCCAGUAAUAACAAUACUCAUGCGCGCGAGAUGCUCGAGGCGCUUGCUAUCGAAGAACAAGCGAGUGGGUGCGUCAGCACCCCGUCCAUCACUAUUCACAAAAAGGAGAGACAAUAUCUACGGUGCGUCACGGUCCAGAAAAUGGCAGUAUGAGCUUGUGGCGGGUGAAGUUAAAAUAUUAGUUUAGGUUUAGGUAAUGUGAAAAUUUUGUAAACAUACACAUGCAUUAUUAUAUUAGUAUAAUAGGUUUUAAUAUGUAAGAAUUUUUGUUGGUGUCUGAAAACACGCAAGGAAAAAGAAGUUCCCACUAAAUAAUCGUUGGUAGUCAGCUGUCUAUUCUCUCCUGUCUCAAUUUCUCUAUAUCUUCCCCUGGUUCAAGCUGUCAAAUAUAUAAUACAAGAAGGAUGAUGUUUGUAUUUGAAAGCAACCUAAAUGAGCAGGGCUCUUUGAAGAUAGAUAUGGAACAGAUUUAGGCUUGUAAAUAUUAUUUGUAGUUUUCAAGACAAAUUAUUGGGCAAAUAUUACUGAGUGCUAUGAUACUGGUGAAUUGAAACUGCCAGUAGUGAAGUUAUACGUCUUUUUUGUUUUUUCUUCCUACUUUUUUCUGUUUUUGGUAUACUUUUGUUACAGAUUGAAAGUAUUUUGUUCAAUUUAGAUUUCUUAGGAUUUUCCAAUUAUCCUUACCUCUGCCAUUCUGGGAUCAGAGGUUGGCUUAUUUUCCAUGGAGAAAUUCAUUAUUAGUGUGUGUACAUGCUGAAUGUUUAUGAUCAAGGAAAGAAAAAGGGAGGGGGUUACCUUGAUGGGGGUUCCGUUUUCAUUGCAAACUUAUCGGGCCCAGCAGACAUUCAGUAGUGGAAUAACCGUCAUGAUCAUCAGUUGGCUGGUUAACUACAACUGAUGAGUCAACGUUUUAAUUACUGCCAACAUUGGUAGCAUACACUAGCUUGUUAAGCAAGAGCGUUGCCAGCACACUAGAGUGAGUGACAGAUGCACAAAAAGACUAUAGAAUAUUGAGGAGUUGGCACUGCUUCAGUUAUCGUAUUGGCUCCUAGCCAUGGUUGCGCCCAGCUACGAGCGUGUUGCGAUCUAUGCAUCAUGGUAUGCAAAACUGGAUGCCUAGUUUUGAAUUUAGAUAGCAUGAACGCAAUAAAUGAUUAAUUAAUAUUCCAAAUUGCAUGGCCUUUUUUCAAAUUGUGCUUAUUUGUAUGACCUUUAGUAAUGACUGCACUCAAGACUGCAGUUGUAGCGUGUCCCCUUAAGCUGGUGGCUCUCAAACGGGGGACUGAAGCCCCUUUGGGGUCCCUAAAGCCCUUCUUGGAGUCCCUGAAGCCCUCAACCAUCAAUCAAACCGAGGAAUAAAACUUUUUUAUUUUUUUUUAUUAUUGAUGCUGGCUGUCAUACAACGUUAAAUAGACCAAACCUUAUGCACCAAGUGAGUAGGGUUGGUAAUUCUUUGUUUCAGAGUUUCAAAGUUAUCUUUCACGCAUUUAGUUAAUUUUUUUUUUUUUUUUUUUUUUUUUUUUUUUUUUGUUUGCUUCUUUGUCAUUGUGAUCGCUCCAAUAACACACUCUCAGCCUCCAGUGGAUGGGGUCCCCCAUCACUUUCACUGACCCAGAAGGAGUCCUCAAAAUAUUGGUGCCUGAGAACCACUGCCUUAAAGGACAACUCCAGUUCAUUUUACAUAUUAAGAAAACAAUGCAGUUCUUUUUAGUAUUGCCUAAAUAGACUACACGCCAAAUACUUCAAUUUAAUCCUGCCUAAAAGGUGCGCGAAAUUACCAAAGCCUGCUAAUCCAAAAGGGCGAGGCACAGUGAAGGCAACAGCGCAGUUAAUACCUCCGUGUCAACGCAGCCCACCUUGUGCUACCUGUGUCAUGCUCCGGGCUCUCGGGGAGAUUUGUUUGCUUGUUACAUACCUUUUUUAACCAAAGUCAGCAGGCGGCGCUAACGGCAUGCUCAUCGUUGACCACGUGAUUCACAGAACACACAUGCGCCGUGUACUCCCGUGCAAGCAUGCGUCGGCGGCGGCAGCGUCCGUCGCGAGUGAGAGAGUCUGUUUGCGACAUUGAGCACGGCAUAUUUCUACCGAACAUUUGCUUCUACAAACCCGUCGCGACAUAUUUACAUGUGGUUUACUGAACUUCACUUUCUAUUAAUGUUUUCAAAACAAGCCCUUGGGAAAACUUGCCUUUUUCUGCGCUAAAACACAAGCUGCGGCCACGGUAGUGCAGGCGUCGAGUGUGGCAGACUGUCGAUCAUAGCAGGCAACACUUUCGCCCUUGCGCCCGACCGCAUGCCUGAUACAUGACAUCACGAUUUGUACCACGUGGUUAACGGAUGUAGGUGACGACACAGGAGCAAUGUUGUCCGCCGCAGGCGAGGUGUCAGUUUCGAUUUGUGGUUACCUUUAAAUGAAGAUUACGCAAAAAAUAUUACUUUUUCUGGAAAGAAAUGAUGUAGACCCGUUAUUACUACCUCGGGAUAUAUAAUUAUCAACCAUUAACUCAAAUUUCUUGAAAUUGACCAGAGUUGCCCUUUCAAACCGUAGGAUAAAACCUUAAUUCUUCCCCUUAUCUCAAACUUUUUAUCUAUCAUUAAUGCCGCUCAAAAAACAUGUCACCCUCGGUGAACCACAUAGUUACUGAACGGUAAAGAUUGCGUGCCAUGAUUGACAAAAGACGUCUGCACAAAAUGAACCCCCUUUUGCUGUGAUCGCACAUCUCAAACUGUCGUCUUAUGUGCUUCCGAGUCACCCACAGUGUGGGGAGAUUGGACAACAGAGUCGUACCUUCUUUCUGCUCAACUCUUUUACAGAGUUCGCUCUACUAAAUUGGGAAGAGUGGAGGGCUUUGUGAGUGGAGCUUAUUCUGUUAUUCUUGCACUUAACCUUCCUUAAACCAUAGUUUGUUUUUCUGUCUUUUAAUGUUGGUGAUUGAUGGAUCAUGUUAUAGGGUGGGUUCAUAUAAAUUCUGAAGCACCUUGCACCAAACAGGUGUUUUUAUCUUGUAAAUUUAUCCUAAAAAUGGCAACAAAUGUAACGAGAUGCCCAAGUGUGGCAAAGUAUUGCGAUACAAGCGAUACGUUGUAAAUGUAUUUCUCUACUGAGAUACAGAAACGUUUUUCAAAUGUGUCUUGAUACAGAGAUACAGAUACUAGAAAGUAUCUCUAAAAUACUAUCGCUACACAUUUAUAUCGUGAUACUGCCCUGUCCUGCCGCAAAGCAUGCGAGCUCCGUGAGUAUUGCUUCCUUGCAGUGCACAAGUGCUUUGUAAGAAACGCACUCAACAGGGCUAACCCACCGCGAUUAAAGGCGCACUUACACCGGCGACAUAAAGCAGUCGCGUGAUGCAACUAGAUCGCAUCGCAAUAAAAUUAGAUGGUCACACUGGCGUGCGCGAUGAGCAAGUCAUUGGCGAGUCGCUUCUCGAAAACUCGUUCCGAACGCCGCUGAUCAGCUUACUCGCUCCGCGACUAGAUCGCAUCACAAAAAGUCGGGUCAGCUGGCCAUUGCUCAAACCGCGUCGCUUUUUUGCGCGAUGGUCGCUUUUGCGAUUAAAGUUAUCAUGCAACUAGAUUGCAUCACCGGUGUGAACUUGCCUUUACACUUCAAAAAGUAUGAAUAUCGCGGUUCACCUCUGAACAGCAUAUUAUUUAAAACUAUUAUUUGAAUGUUCGCAUAACACUACAGUGUAUUCCCAUCAGAACGUUGAUUAAGCCAUGAAUAGUGCUCUAACAAUGCACAUUUCUUACUUAAUAACAUUUCCCGGGUAGGGGAGAGGUUCCCAUCAAAACGUCUAUUGAACCAUGAAUAGUACUUUGACAGUGCAUACUAUAUCCUAUUAAUAUUUACCAGGUGUGGAAAAGAUUCUUGUCAUUUUUUUUGUCAUGAUUUUCUUUACUUUUUUUAAUUUUCACAUAUCACAGUGCCUUGUAACUAUUAUGAUAAUUUGCGUGUAAUGAUUGGAUUGGAUUCUCAUACACAUCUGUGUAAGAAUGUUCAAUAUGUGUGUUUAUGAUGGCUCCAUUUGUAUUCUACAACACAGUGUUUAUUGUGGAAAUGGUUUUCAUGGGCUGAAUGAAGCUUGCUUCACACCGCUUUUACUCUGUAAUUUCCAAUUUUCCCUCAGUGAGGAUGGAUAUCUUGAGCGGUUGUUAUAAAACCAAAAUGUCUGCUUAACCCAAGAGAUUAAUCUACAUUUUAAACUGAAGUAAGUAAAAGACUUGUGCUCAUCAUCAUAUGUAUUUGUAGGGCAUUAUAUUACCAUGGUUACAAAACGAUCCAACGCACAGGCUUUCGUUUGCUGAGAAAUAUCUUUGAAUUAAUGAAUUUGGAGUUUUCUGGCGCAGUGAAAUAUCUUUGCAGAACAUUGUAAACUAAGCAUAAUUACUGCAUUUUUUUUUUCUUACUAUUAGUUCUACAUAGUCCAGUAGUGAAAACAAAACCCGGUUUUUCUACCUGCGUAAAUAAACUAUGCAUUACAGAAAGAUGGAAAGUGUGAUCCAAACCAACGCGUUUUUGUGCACGCGCAGGCUGUGCGUUUCCCAGAAAUUGAAUAUUUCAUGGCGUUUUUGUUGUUUCCAGGGUGCUUUCCGAGUCGCAACCAUACGCAUUUGUUAGGAUGGUGCGGCUUUUGGUGAGCUGAGCGCAUCUGCGCCAUACAGCGAAAAAACGCGGAGCCGGAACUAGUGUUCUCCACCGAUUGGCUGGGAGCAGGAGCGCCCUACUACUUACUUCACAGUGCGUUCUCGUGCGCGUUCAGAAAAAGUUGAAAUCAUCCAACUUUCUUGUACGCGCCCGGAAGGGGCAAGGAAUCAGCGCGACGUCACGAAAUGCACAAUUUCCGGGAGCCGCACGGCUUACGCACGCACAAAAAUGCGUUGGUUUGGAUCACACUGAACUCUGCGUGAAUGUGAAGCUGACAGUGGUGGUAGAAUCUGAAAGUUUACUGAGAGCAUGGUGUUACCUGGAUCAAAAGAUAAAACAGAAAAAUGAACCAUGAAAUGGCGUUGCAAGUACGGUUGGCAUUUAUUUUGGUGAAAAAAACUUACACCAAGAGAGACAGUCUUGUUAUCUUUUGGGGUGGCAAGUUGUUUUCACUGAAAUAAAUGCCACAGGUGCCCACAAUGUCAUUUCUUCGUUAGAAGAAUAUUGGGCCUAGGUAGAUGUCGGCGCAUAGAAAAUUUUUGCUUUUUUAUUUUAUUCCUUGAUCCAGAUAACAUGUUCUCAAACUUCUGCAUUUUAACACUACUGCUGGUGACACAUUCUGAUGGAGUUUCAGCUUUCUGCAAUGCAUAGUAGCUUAUUUAUGUUCGCCAAAAAGAAAGGUUUCAUAUUCUCUAUUGAACCCUGUACGGCUUUUUUUAGUAAUGGCUAAAUUCUGUUUAUGGCUUCUACUAGUACUGGUGCUCCAUAUUCAAAUGUCAUUUCUGACAGAGUGCAAUGUCUAUAUAUAUAUUUAUAUAUAUAUAUAAUGUAUUAUAGUUUUGGGAAUAGUGCUGAAAAUUAAGCAUCAUGCUACAUAGCAGUUUUGGGGAAAAAUUAUUGUAGCAGAACAUUUCGAAAUUUCUUUUCUUCGAUGUACAUAUCCUGGAUGCAGAAGAAGCACAGUCGUAAAUAGUGUACUAGGCAUUUUUAAGUUUCCCAAUGAAAAGAAUAAUAAAAAAAAAUGUAUAAAACAAACUACAUUUUUAGUAAGUGCUCAGUUGCAAGUCUAUGCUUGUUUGUGGUGUUUGUGCCUUCCUUCUAAUUAUUGUAUGUACAUAGUGUCUUCUACAAAAGAGAAUGAGAGUGAAUGGUUUAAAGACUAGCUGUUUUAAAAAAUUGGUUACAGUAUUUUAGAAAGGUACUUUUCUAAAACCUGACAAUAUUUUUCGUGUAAAUUUUCUGAUUUACUGCAGCUGUGUGACUUGUUUUCACUAAAUGCUAAUUUGUUCACAUACCCAACAUAAAUACAAGCUAAAUCUUUCAAGCAUUUCAUUUGUUUGUAUAACAGUGGUAUGUAUAUCUGUUUGUCAGUUACUGUGCUGUAUGUUUAUGUAGGGUGAUAUCUUGAAUGGUCAAAUUUUCCUAUUAAAAGGUUAGGAGAUUUUUUUUUUUUUUUCUGAAUAAAUUGGGAAAAACUUGAUGCUGUGUC
Molecule: messenger RNA, 12634 nt
Organism: Ixodes scapularis (black-legged tick)
Lineage: Eukaryota; Metazoa; Arthropoda; Arachnida; Ixodida; Ixodidae
Exons: 16
Coding region: 209-2503 (764 amino acids)
Source: RefSeq, a predicted model, not a curated record